AUGAGAUUCAUCCAGCUCCUUGUCCUCGCCUUUGUUGUCUUUGGAGUUGCCCACGCCGACUCGUCUGGUAGGUAAAAUACAAAUCAUCAUGUGAUCAAAUAGCCAAUAUGCACGAUCUACGGAUGCAUUUACUGUAAUUUGCAGGCCAAUCUAAUGAAAAUCCCUUUGGAGGAAAUGAUGACAAUGGGGUUUACUCUCUUCCAGAAGGCCAAGGGUCCAAUGAAGGACCGGAAUCAAUCCAGGGAGUCAGAAGAAAGAGAGGUCCAAAAGCUGCACCUGUCGUCCGACAUCCCGUUCCCCACCACAGUGAAUCCGAGGAAGGGUCCGGAAAUGGAGUAAGAAGUUCAUCCAGUGAGGAAGGAAGCGGAUCUGAAGACUGUCAUAAUCACAAGCAUCAUCGCGGUCAUAGGCACGGUAAAGACGAACAAAGAAUCAGAGCUCCAGUAGCUGCACCUGUCGCACAACCCGCCCCCAGCCGCCACUCAUAA
Messenger RNA from Bursaphelenchus xylophilus (pine wood nematode), 488 nucleotides. NCBI's taxonomy places the organism in Eukaryota, Metazoa, Nematoda, Chromadorea, Rhabditida, Aphelenchoididae. The record is from the annotation of a GenBank genome assembly.